Molecule: messenger RNA, 4190 nt
Organism: Condylostylus longicornis
Lineage: Eukaryota; Metazoa; Arthropoda; Insecta; Diptera; Dolichopodidae
Exons: 19
Coding region: 86-4093 (1335 amino acids)
Molecular function (GO): acyltransferase activity, transferring groups other than amino-acyl groups
Source: RefSeq, a predicted model, not a curated record
UAAAAAUUUAAAGGGUUCCCCUUACAAUGACACAUCAUGUGAUGAUCAUUUAGAUGUUGUUUUAACUCAAAUUUUCGAGUUAAUAAUGGAAAAGAAAAUACCAGAGCCAUGGUUGUUAAAACUUUUAGAUUCAUGGGGUAAAUUACCAGCCGGUAUAAUGUCUGGUCAUUUGCGUGAAAUCGGACAUUUUGAUCAAUGCUUAGAAUAUGAACAUAAUUUUAAUAGUACAAGUCUUCAAAAUUUAAGAGGUCAAUAUUGCACGGGAGUUAUACCGUUGGAUGUUAUAACAAAUUCUUUAAAUCUUAGCAUUGAAAUUCCACCGGGACCAUUUCCAACCAUGAUGGGAUUCCAAUUAGGAAUUUGUGUCCCAGACACCUGUACACCACAAAAAAUUAAUGAAGUAUGGAUAAGGCUUUUAAGGUUGAUCGGAGGAGAAAUUCUGUCGAAUGAAACUUUAAUUCACAGUUGCGAAAUUAAUAAUAAAUCUAUUGAAUUCAAUGCUGCUGAUUAUAUAGGAUUUAUCAUUUUUGGUCUCGUCGCAUUUUUUACGUUAGCAAGUACUCUAUACGAUUAUUUGAUCAUAAAGCAAGGAGGUAGAGGAAAUGAUCUACUGAUUGCGUUUUCAGUAAUUACCAAUGGAGAAAAGUUAUUUAAAAUUUCGACAAAAAAGUCUCCCAAUGUAAUCGAAUGUUUGAACGGUUUAAGGUGUAUAUCAAUUGUUUGGAUUGUUCUUGGCCAUUCCUAUGCGACCUUUUCCACUAUAAGCAUUCUAAAUGGGCAAUAUGCUAUUGAGUGGUUUAAAACAUUUUUUUCGGUUUUCAUACAAUUUGGUACAGUAUCCGUUGAUACAUUUUUAUUUUUGAGUGGUUUACUAGUUAUUUGGAGUGCUUUUCGUGAAAUGGAGAAAAAUGGAGGACGAUUGAAUGUAAUCAUGAUGUACAUUCAUCGUUAUUUACGAUUGACACCAGCACUUGCAGCUGCUGUACUAUUUUCUGUAAGUUUUGUUAAAUAUAUUGGCGACGGUCCUUUUUGGCAACAAAACAUAGCUGGUCCAAUAGUUAGUGCAUGCGAGGAUAAGUGGUGGGCUACAUUAAUAUAUGUGCAAAAUUAUGUUAUGGAUGGUCCUAUAGGUCAAACAAUUUGUAUACCGCAAUCCUGGUAUUUGGCAGUAGACACACAAUUAUUUUUACUGUCGCCAUUAGUUUUAUUGCCAUUGUGGAAGUGGGGUAGAAAAAUGAUUUUACCAAUAAUCAUUUUGGCGUUAUUAUCAAAUGCCUGUGUUUUCACUAUUUUCAUGAAAUGGGAUUUUUCUACAAUAAAAAGUUCUGCUCUCCUUUUCACAAUGGAAAGAAUGAAAAUGACGUAUGUUCCCACUCAUGCGAGAUACGCUCCUUGGCUAAUAGGAAUUUUGAUUGGAUAUUUUUUGUUCGAAACAAAAAACAAAAAAACUAAGCUUCCAAAAGUUGUUGUAUUCUGUGGUUGGUUCGUCAGCAUAGCUAUAAUAUUAGCUGUAAUAAUUGGCCCAUACAAUCGCGUACGCGAAGGUGGUGGUAAUCCAACAAAAAUUGAAAGUUCUUUUUACGAAGCAUUCUCAAGAACAUCUUGGUCCAUCGCAUUGGCUUGGAUCGUAUUUGCAUGUCAUAAAGGAUAUGGUGGAAUGAUAAAUUCUUUUUUAUCUUGGACAAUUUGGGAACCAUUUUCUCGGUUAACUUAUUCAAUUUAUAUUGUACAUUUUCCAAUACAAUAUCUGGUGAACGCGAAUACAAAACAUGAUAAAUAUUUCUCAAAUUUUGAUGUGAUGUAUAAAUUUUGGGGAGAUUUUGGUUUCACAUUAUGCAUAGCGACUUUAUUGACUUUAAGUUUUGAAUCACCUAUCAUUGGAAUUGAAAAAGUGUUAUUCAAAAGAGGGAGUGAAGUCAAAGACAAGAAAUACAAUACCAAAGAAGAUCCCAAUACUAAAAUUAGUGAAGAUGCUCUUAAUAGUGAUACAAAAUAUGAGAAAUUAAAGUUACAUUUAAAUAAUCAAAUUUUUAAUGAAUCGCUAGGAUUUAAAUUUUACGAUAUUUCAACUAAAAACAUAAAUAUAAAUAAAUUAAAUUCAACUAAUAGUAAAAAUGAUGAAUUGUGUGAAAGCGAACUGACUGCAAUCAGAAACGGAAUAUUAACCGGACAGUUAUGGGCUUAUAAAGUUAUUGAUUCAUGGGGUAAAAUACCGACCGGAAUUCUAGUUGGACAUUUAACUGAUGUAGGAAAUUUUGAAGAAUGCAUAGGAAUUUCAGAAAUGAUAAACCAAGAAACUGAACAAUUGUUGGAGGGAAAGUAUUGUUUUGCUGAGCUUUCAUUAGCAGAUUUAAUAGGAGGUUGGAAACCGAUAGUGGUCCCGAAAUUUGAGCCCAGAAUAGGUUGGGGCGAAGAACUAAAUGCAAUCAAAAAUUUGAAAAUUGCUGUUUGUGUACCAAAAUCUUGCAGAACAACUUUAGCAGACGAUGCUCUAAGAAAUCUGUUACAACAGGUGGGAAUAACAUUAGAUAAAGAAAAGCCAAUAAUUCAAUCAUCAACAUGUAAAACCAAAUUAGUUCCUUCCUAUAGAACUGUAGAUAUUGUAGCUAUUUCAUUUUUCUCUUUUAUUGGGUUUUUGAUGUUAAUAAGUUCAGCUUAUGAUUAUACAACUUCAUCUUAUGGAAAAAAACCAAUAAAAAUCUUAACAGCUUUUUCAAUUGUUACAAAUGGUAGGAAAUUGUUCCAGAUUCAAGAUACUUCAAAACGUAACCCAAAUGUUAUCGAAUGUUUAAAUGGCAUACGAAGUUUAUCUAUAAUUUGGGUGGUAUUUGGUCAUCAAUAUUUCGUUUCAAACUUUGUAACAAGUAUAAAUGCGAUUUAUAUCUUAGAGUGGGCUCGAUCACCCUUUGCUUUAUUAAUGUUGAAUGGUGUUCUUUCAGUAGAUUCAUUCUUUCUUUUAAGUGGCUGUUUAGUAUCCUGGAUUGGUUUAAAAACAUUAAAUAAAACAAACGGAAAAUUAAAUGUUUUUAAAAUGUAUUUGCACCGUUAUUUGAGAUUAACUCCACUACUAGCAGCAAUGGUGUUGUUUACAGCCAGUUUACAAAGAUAUCUCGGAAAUGGUCCCUUUUGGAAUUUCGAUCAGGUGGAACAAUAUUGUCAGGAAAAUUGGUGGUCAACGUUACUCUAUGUCGCUAAUUAUGUACAUGGCGACAAAUUAUGUUUUGGUCAUUCAUGGUAUUUAUGUGUAGAUACACAACUUUAUAUUUUAUCUCCUUUAAUUUUAUGGCCCCUGUGGAAAUGGGGUAAAAUAGCAUUUUUACCUAUAAUUAUUUGCAUACAGGCAUCAAUGGGUUAUGUUUUUGCAGAGUGGAUGAGUAGGGAUUACCAUUAUUUGUUCUUGGAAUUCAACGACAACGAUUUAACAAAGCAAAAAUAUAUUUAUUACGCAACACAUGCAAGAGUUUCGGCGUAUUUAGUUGGUGUAUUACUAGGCUAUUAUUUAUAUCAAUAUCGAAAUAAAAAGAUGAAACUAUCGAAAUUUAAAAUCAUGACUGGAUGGUUAUGUUGUUUAUCACUUUUUGCAGUAAUUUUAUUUGGACCCUAUCACAGAUCAAGCAAGCAGCCAGAAUCUGGCAUGACAACAAUUGAAGGAGCUAUUUACGAACCAUUUAGUCGUUUUGCAUGGGCUAUCGCAUUGUCAUGGGUUAUUUUUGCUUGCCAUCACGGCUUCGGAGGUUUUAUAAAUAAAAUUUUGACUUUUGGUAUAUGGCAACCUAUUGCUCGUUUAUCUUAUGGAAUUUAUCUGAGUCACUUGACAGUACAAAUGGUUUGGUACGGAAAUUAUAAAGUAGAGCAGAAUUUUUCGGAUAUGGAAACUAUAUUUAUGUUUUGGGCUUGUUUUGGAAUAACAUUAUGUAUUACUGUUAUAAUAGUUUUAGCUUUCGAAUCACCAAUCAUAAUAAUUGAAAAUUGGGUGUUUGGAAAUGGAAAUUUGGAAAGAAAGAAUGUUAUAUUGGAACCUACUACAUCGAAAAAUAUUAAUGAUCCGAAAGAAAGUAAAAUUGAAACAGAAAGUGAAGUUUCUCAUUUAUAGUUUGGAAUAUUUUUGGAAAAUUUGAAAUUGGGUUUUGCAAAUUAUCAAAGACCUAAAUGUGAAACAAUUCAUCAAUUUACAUCAAUUUUUCCUGUAU